AUGAAUACACACAUCGUCGCAAGAGCUAGUGGAUCAAAAGAUCGAGCUGUAUCCCGUGUCUCUGCCCCCACUGUUGAGAGAGUUUCGGAAACGGCCGUGAAUGAUAUUUUGAAGAUCACACCGAAAGGAGGGCCAGCUGCGGUCGCCUUUCAUGAGCUGGCUGUGAGAAAGCGCAACGGCCAUUUAGACGAGCAUCAUGCGCAAUUCAUCGUUGUCACCGAAAAGGGGCUCCUCUCCGCCACUGAGGGAUUCGAUUCUGAGCUUGAUGAAGGCGCGACAGUGGACACCACAAGCGACGAGGAAGUGCCCAUCUACCAUGGUUACUUCCGUCUGAAUUUUGACUGUACACCACUAAGCAAAGGGGUCAAGUGGGUCCUCGGAAAGGGAGUGGGCAACAACGUCCGCAGUCGAAAUGUCGAUAUUCUGCUCGCCGCACCAAGUUCUAGACACCGAAAACACCUCGCCAGCGCCCAUGCUUUCUUGAGAAUGAAUAUCGAAUCCGGGGCCUGGAUUCUCCACGCCGGCGAGGGUCAUCAUAUGAAAGAGCUCGAAUCGACGGCUCAAGCCAGCAGUGGUCCCGACGGCUUUGCGCAAUGUCGUCACAAGCCCGUAGUUCUCGAUGACGAGUUUAUGAAGCAUGGCUCGAUGCAGUGUUUGCAUCGUCCCCGAACGUCUUUCCUUGUGGGAGGUAUGCGCUACGAUAUUCAAUUUUGUGUUACUACGUCGGCAAAGGAGCAGCUCUAUCUCGAGGAGAGAAAGGCAUGGCUGAUGGCACGUGAGGCGCAAGUGCCCGAGACACGCAUAUCAGCUAUUCCCUUCGACUCCGACAUCCAUACCCCCUGGGCUGUGUUCAGACAAGGCAUGGGAAGCGGCACUUUCGGGGUUGUGCUGGAAGGGUUCCACCCGCGAACUGGAGACCUCAGAGCGGUCAAGAAGCUGGUCAUCAGAUCACAUAUCGAAGCACAGACCGUCAAAACCGAGAUCGAAAUCAGUGGAGCACUUGGUCACUCUCCAGGUAUUGUGCAUUUUUACGGUUGGUGUAACUCGCAAGCCGAAAGUACUCUAACGGGCUUCUAUCCGUUGGAAGUAUAUCUAUUUAUGGAAAGGGGAGUCUCUUUCAAGGAGCACCUAUGGCACGAGGAACUAGAGGCGGACUGGGCUUUGCGCACCCUACUGUUCAAGCAACUUCUAGAAGGCCUUGUCGCUAUUCAUAGCCGUGGCUGGAUGCAUCGUGAUAUUACCCCAAUGAAUGUCUUAUACUUCCCACGUGAACCGAGGCACGCUGGCAUAUGCGAUUUUGGAAAAUUACACCAAGCGACAACUAGUACUGUUGAGGAAAUAGCAGGGUGGAAGUGGCUCCCUCCCGAAAUCCAAAAAGGCAAAAAUCAAAAGUACGACCAAAAAAUCGACAUAUGGCUACUUGCAUAUACGCUUCUACAGUCUUGGUUCCCAGCUGAUUGGAUCAUUGGAAGAAGUCUCCGUUCAGAGAGAGAUCACCGAAUUGUCCUUCAAUUUCUAGCGCAGUGCGAGACGAGUGUGUCCUCUGUAUUGAAGACUAUGCUUUCGUGGGAUUCCCAUACCCGACCUACCGCCGCUGAAGCUCUGAUGGAUCUGGUCCGCGCAGAUCGUCCUCCUCCGGACGAACUGGUGUCCGCACUGCGUAAUCCCGCAACACACCACCUCUCGACAUAUUGGGCACUCAGGUACCUGGCGUUGCUGAAGGAGUCUUAUCGUCGUUUCGGCCGUGGCAAGCUCGCUGCUCAAUCGACGUCCCAACGCCUCGGCUUGCUCUUUUUCCUGUAUCAAAAGAUCGAACGGCUCUUUCUGUUGAAGCCAAUCUUGUCUCUCGGCCUCGUCGCAGGCGCCGACGCUCUCGUGUUUCUUCCGCUCUUGUGCAUCAAGAAGAUUUUUGUUCUGUCUGACAAGCUUAUUUUUCUGCCGGAGAAGAUAUUUGUUGUUGUCCUGCUCGACCUGAAGUGCACGCUGCAACUCAUCGAUGUCGUGCCGUGGAUCAUCGGCUCUGCUUGA
Letharia columbiana is the source of this 2028-nucleotide messenger RNA. RefSeq lists its product as uncharacterized. The coding region runs from base 1 to 2028 and encodes 675 amino acids. The transcript has 2 exons. Gene Ontology annotation, cellular component: cytoplasm; nucleus. Gene Ontology annotation, biological process: protein phosphorylation; mitotic DNA damage checkpoint signaling. Gene Ontology annotation, molecular function: protein serine/threonine kinase activity; ATP binding. NCBI's taxonomy places the organism in Eukaryota, Fungi, Ascomycota, Lecanoromycetes, Lecanorales, Parmeliaceae. The record is from RefSeq and is a predicted model, not a curated record.